AUUCAUUCACAUAUUGACAGCCGCAUUGUGAAGUUGUAAGUCCGCAAGUGACAAAACUAGUGAAGUGUGCCCUUAUUUAUUAAAUUCGUGUGGCCUUAUUAAACAUUAUGUCACGGGUGGUAGUUGUUGGUGCCGGCGCGGCAGGCCUCUGUGCCGCUCGUCAUCUCCUGGUAGACGCAAGCGUAGCACAGGUUGACAUCUUGGAACAGUCAUCACAGCUCGGAGGCACCUGGGUCUACACCGAGAGCGUGGGCUAUGAUGACUUCGGUCUGCCCAUUCACACCAGCAUGUAUAAAAGCUUGAGAACAAAUCUUCCGAAAGAAAUCAUGGGAUUUCCCGACUUCCCGAUACCAGAGAGUGAAAAGUCCUAUCUGCCCGCUAAAGACAUGCUGGCUUUCCUCCAGUUAUAUGCAGAUACACACAACGUCACGCAACAUAUACAAUUCAAUCAGCACGUGCAACUCAUCAAACCCAAAUGUGGAGCAACUCAGGAGCUGUGGGAUGUCACAUACAAAGACUUGACCACAGGAAUCUCACAAACUAAGGAAUACGACUAUGUGUUUGUGUGCAACGGACAUUAUAACACGCCCUUCAUACCGAGCAUACCAGGACUUAAGGAGUUUAAAGGAGAUAUAAUGCAUAGCCACGACUACAGAGUUCCUGAGAUCUUCGCUGGUAAAAGGGUUCUGGUGGUUGGAGCAGGGCCAUCCGGUAUGGAUAUCGCCUUGGAAAUUACCAGUGUCACAACCAAAGUCAUCCUUAGCCACCAUCUACGAGAGCAGCCCCGGACAGUCUUCCCGGAGAACUUGGUACAGAAACCAGAUGUGGCUCGGUUAGAGGGAAAUACAGUGGUGUUUACUGAUGGCUCGAAAGAUGAAGUGGAUGUGGUGUUUCUUUGUACUGGGUACUUAUACAACUUUCCUUUCCUCGAUGCGUCGUGCGGCAUCUCAGUGGAAGACAACUGCGUGGAGCCGCUGUACAAGCAUCUCGUCAACAUUUACCACCCCACUAUGUGUUUCAUCGGAGUGCCCUACUACGUCUGUGCUUUCGCCAUGUUUGAUCUACAGGUUCGUUAUUAUUUGCGGUCAAUGAACGGCUCAUUCAAGCUUCCCAACCGGGAAGCGAUGAUAGAGCACUGGGAAGAGGAGAAACGAGAGCGCGCUGCCAGGGGGUACACAAAACGACAAGCUCAUAUGAUGGGCCCCGACCAGGCAUCGUACUACACAUCCCUAUCAUCGGAGAGUGGUUGUUGCCGCCUACAGCCAGUGAUGGCAGCCAUCCACGACCACAGCAGUCAAAUGUUUCUGGAUGACCUCGUCAAUUAUAGACGCGACAUCUAUAUUUGUGUUGACGAAGAUAAUUUUAUCUGUCAUAAGCAUUACAUUCUAUAAUAGGCACUGACCCCUACUAUAUAUCACUGGACUGGCGGCUGUCAAUGUUUUUUUGUGCCUGUUUGAUAUUCGCCAUUUUGGCGCUGUUGGCCAUGUAGCGAGAGUCUACGGUACUAAAACUAGUGAUGACUCAGACCUCAGCAAAAAACCAAUAGAUAGAUGUUGGGAAACUAUUUACAAUAAAAAUGUGUACUUUAUAACGUUGAUUCAUGAUUAAUAAAUAACACUGAAAACAAAAGAAAUUAAUUAAAAAUGCAAAAAUACUUCAGAGUAUUGCUGUCAAACAUAUGGAACAGCCUGUCCAGUGGUAUUUAUACAGGUCAGUGAUAAUCGGAAUCUGAUUCACAUAAAUAAUGAGAAAUCUUUUUGAAAUGUAUUCCUAAUAAUUCAUUUUAGAAAUAAAUUUGUGUAUAUUGAUAUAGGUACAUACUGGUACAUACUUAUUCUGGUGAAAUAUAAUCUACUUAAAUAUAAACAUAAGUACAUAAUACAUAUUAUAGACAAUUUGUGUCGGUAACUGUGUGUACAAUUAUCGAAAAUUAUAGAAUAUAUUUCUAUGUUCAAAUAAAA
Molecule: messenger RNA, 1961 nt
Organism: Leptidea sinapis
Lineage: Eukaryota; Metazoa; Arthropoda; Insecta; Lepidoptera; Pieridae
Gene: Fmo-1
Product: senecionine N-oxygenase-like
Exons: 8
Coding region: 108-1391 (427 amino acids)
Molecular function (GO): NADP binding; flavin adenine dinucleotide binding; N,N-dimethylaniline monooxygenase activity
Source: RefSeq, a predicted model, not a curated record